ACCAAAUCUUCUUCUUGAAAUCUCAAAGAAUCUCUCAAACUCAGUCUCAAAAUCUUUCUCUCUGCAAACUAUCAACAACCAGAUAAUUUAGAUAUGGAAGCUACUCAGAAGCAUAUGAUUCAAGAAGGAUCUUCAAUGUUUUACCAUCAACCAUCUUCAGUCAAACAAAUGGACUUAUCCGUUCAGACAUUUGAUUCUUACUGCACACUUGAGUCCUCUUCAGGCACAAAGUCUCAUCCUUGUCUUAACAACAAAAACAACUCUUCUUCAACCACAAGCUUUUCCUCUAAUGAAAGUCCUAUUUCGCAAGCCAACAACAACAACAACUUAUCGCGGUUUAACAAUCAUUCCCCUGAUGAAAACAAUAACUCUCCUUUGAGCGGUUCUUCCGCGACAAACAACAACGAGACAGAGCUUAGUCUCAUGCUUAAAGAUUUGGAGACUGCAAUGAUGGAGCCUGAUUUAGACAACAGCUUUAACCAUCAAGGCGGGUUUGGACAGCAACAUAGAGUUGUUUCUACAGCUAUGUAUAGAUCUAUGGAGAUGAUCUCUAGGGGAGAUUUAAAAGGAGUGCUCUAUGAAUGUGCUAAAGCUGUUGAAAACUAUGAUUUGGAAAUGACUGAUUGGUUGAUUUCUCAGUUACAGCAAAUGGUUUCGGUUUCUGGUGAGCCUGUUCAGCGCUUAGGAGCUUAUAUGCUUGAAGGGCUCGUUGCGAGGUUAGCUUCUUCGGGUAGCUCCAUCUAUAAAGCUUUGAGAUGCAAAGACCCUACGGGUCCUGAGCUUCUUACUUAUAUGCAUAUCUUGUAUGAAGCCUGCCCUUACUUCAAAUUCGGUUAUGAAUCUGCUAAUGGAGCUAUAGCUGAAGCUGUGAAGAACGAAAGUUUUGUGCACAUUAUCGAUUUCCAGAUUUCUCAAGGCGGUCAAUGGGUGAGUUUGAUCCGUGCUCUCGGUGCUCGACCUGGUGGACCUCCGAAAGUUAGGAUAACGGGAAUUGAUGAUCCGAGAUCAUCGUUUGCUCGACAAGGAGGACUUGAACUAGUUGGACAAAGACUCGGGAAGCUAGCGGAAAUGUGCGGUGUGCCGUUUGAGUUCCACGGAGCUGCUUUAUGCUGCACGGAAGUCGAAAUCGAGAAGCUAGGAGUUAGAAAUGGAGAAGCACUCGCGGUUAACUUCCCACUUGUUCUUCACCACAUGCCUGAUGAGAGCGUAACUGUGGAGAAUCACAGAGAUAGAUUGUUGAGAUUGGUCAAACGUUUGUCGCCAAACGUCGUGACUCUGGUCGAGCAAGAAGCGAAUACAAACACUGCGCCGUUUCUUCCCCGGUUUGUCGAGACAAUGAACCAUUACUUGGCAGUUUUCGAAUCGAUCGAUGUGAAACUCGCAAGAGAUCACAAGGAAAGGAUCAAUGUUGAGCAGCAUUGUUUGGCUAGAGAGGUUGUGAAUCUUAUAGCUUGUGAAGGUGUCGAAAGAGAAGAGAGGCACGAGCCACUAGGGAAAUGGAGGUCUCGGUUUCACAUGGCGGGGUUUAAACCGUAUCCGCUGAGCUCGUAUGUGAACGCAACAAUCAAAGGAUUGCUUGAGAGUUACUCAGAGAAGUAUACACUUGAAGAAAGAGAUGGAGCAUUGUAUUUAGGAUGGAAGAAUCAACCUCUUAUCACUUCUUGUGCUUGGAGGUAGGUAACAAAUUAAAACUUUGCUUGGUUUCAGAAAUUUCGAGAGAUUAGGAACUUCUUUUACAGUUUGCAGAAUAUGUUUGUAAAAGUAAAACUCAUGCAUGAUC
This is a messenger RNA of Arabidopsis arenosa, 1780 nucleotides long. NCBI's taxonomy places the organism in Eukaryota, Viridiplantae, Streptophyta, Magnoliopsida, Brassicales, Brassicaceae. The record is from the annotation of a GenBank genome assembly.